Periophthalmus magnuspinnatus is the source of this 2831-nucleotide messenger RNA. RefSeq names its product proprotein convertase subtilisin/kexin type 6-like. The record is from RefSeq and is a predicted model, not a curated record. The transcript is spliced from 21 exons. Gene Ontology annotation, molecular function: serine-type endopeptidase activity. Lineage: Eukaryota; Metazoa; Chordata; Actinopteri; Gobiiformes; Gobiidae. Gene Ontology annotation, cellular component: cell surface; membrane. Gene Ontology annotation, biological process: peptide hormone processing. The coding region runs from base 60 to 2780 and encodes 906 amino acids.
CGGGGAUGGAUCUCCUUUUCUAACCAUGCGCACUUCUCUCUCUUUUGCGUCAGUUCUCGAUGUGUUUUUGCGCCAGGAUGAGCCGCUGUGUGCGUCUGUUGUUGUUGGUGGCUCAUUUGGGCGCGUUCUGGGGUCACUGCCGCAGGGACGUCCUGACAAACCACUGGGCCGUGCGGGUCCCGGGGGGGCCCCUCCAGGCGGACCGGGUGGCGCAGAAAUACGGAUACAGGAACCUUGGCCGGAUAGGAAGUCUGGAGGACUACUAUCACUUCCACCACAGCAGAGUGGUCAGGAGAGCGGCGUUCGUCUUCAGAGGGACACACAGCUUCAUCCACAUGGACCCUCAGGUGCAGUGGGCCCAGCAGCAGAAAGUAAAAAUCAGAGAGAAAAGAUCUAUUCAAAACGAUCCAAACUUUAACUUCAACGAUCCCAAAUGGUCCAGUAUGUGGUACAUCCACUGCAGUGACCAGGGCAGCCCAUGUCACUCUGAAAUGAACAUCCUGGGAGCGUGGAGGAGAGGAUACACCGGGAAAAACGUGGUCGUCACCAUUUUGGACGAUGGAAUUGAAAGAAACCACCCGGAUCUGGCCCCCAACUAUGACCAUUUGGCGAGUUAUGACGUGAACGGUAAUGACUACGACCCAACGCCUCGUUACGACUUCCACAAUGUGAACAUACACGGGACCCGAUGUGCUGGUGAAGUGGCUGCUGCUGCCAAUAACACGCACUGCAUUGUGGGAGUGGCUUUUAAUGCUCAUAUUGGAGGUAUCCGUAUGCUGGACGGAGAUGUGACUGACCUUGUAGAAGCGAAGUCUCUGGGUAUCCGUCCCGACUACAUCGACAUUUACAGCUCGAGCUGGGGCCCCAAAGACGACGGACGAACUGUGGACGGCCCUGGACCCCUGACCAGACAGGCCUUUGAGCAAGGCAUCAAGAAGGGCAGAAAAGGCCUGGGCUCUAUAUUCGUGUGGGCAUCUGGUAACGGCGGUCGUCAGCUGGAUCACUGCUCGUGCGACGGUUACACCAGCAGCAUCUACACCGUGUCCAUCUCCAGCACCACCGAACACGGCAACCGGCCCUGGUACCUGGAGCCCUGCAGCUCCAUCCUCGCCUCCACCUACAGCCGCGGGGAGCUCAACGACAGGAAGAUCGUGACCACAGACCUGCACCAGCGCUGCACUGAUGGACACACCGGGACCUCGGUCUCUGCUCCCAUCGUGGCCGGGAUCAUCGCUCUGGCUCUGGAGGCUAACCUUCUUCUGACCUGGAGAGACGUGCAGCACCUUCUCGUUCGAACAUCUCGUCCUCUCCACCUCAAAGCCGACGACUGGAAAACCAAUGGCGCCAGACUCAGAGUGAGUCACCUGUAUGGAUUUGGGCUGGUGGAUGCGGAGGCCAUGGUUUUAGAGGCCUCAAAAUGGAGGACGGUCCCACCACAGCACAUCUGCACCCACAAACGACUCAGACCAAACAGUUACAUCCACGCGGGUCAGACUCUGAACAGUUCCACCGUCUCGUCUGGAUGCUCUGACGAGGCCGAUCGGGAGGUGGUGUUUCUGGAGCACGUAGUGGUCAGUGUCCUGCUCACACAUCCACGACGGGGGGACCUCGAAAUCAGCCUGACCUCUCCAUCUGGAACCAGGUCGCAGCUGCUGGCCAGGAGGUUGUACGACAGCUCAAAUCAGGGCUUCAGAAACUGGGAGUUCAUGUCGGUUCAUUUUUGGGGUGAAAAGGCCAAAGGCUCGUGGACUCUGGAGAUCAGGGACUCUCCGUCAAAACUACGAAACACAGAGGUCCUGGGAAACCUCAAAGAGUGGUCACUGACUCUUUAUGGCACCUCCGAGGACCCCUACCUCCACCACUCCACAAAUCAGGACGUCCCAGGUCCUGAGGGGGCUAAAGAUGAGCUGGAUCUACAGGAGGAAGAGGGGGAGGAGGAGUACAUCGGCCCCUGUCACAGUGAGUGUGGAGAGCAGGGCUGUGAUGGACCUGAGGCUGAACACUGCCUGAACUGUGUCCACUUCAGUCUGGGACGACCCAACACAGAGAGGACCUGUGUGAGCCACUGUCCUCUGGGAUAUUUCGGGGACGUGGCGGCCCAUCGCUGCAGGCGUUGCCAUAGAGACUGUGAGCGGUGCUUGGGUCGGUCGGAGGCGGAGUGUACGUCCUGUAGAAGAGGCCUGUACAUGAACCCUCUGAGCUCCACCUGCGUCCACACCUGUCCCGACAGUCACUACGGCAACCAAGAGCAGCAGCGGUGUUUGGAGUGUGACGACAGCUGCAGACGAUGCUCACAGGACUCGGACAGAUGCACGGCCUGUAAACACGGACACAGUCUCGCGGGGAUGACCUGUGUUCCUGAAUGCUCUAAUGGGACGUUCUUUCACUUGGAGGAGAUGAGCUGCAGAGUCUGUCACUCGUCCUGUCAGACGUGCACAGGUCCUGGCAAACAGGAGUGUAUCCGUUGUGCUGAGGGCUUCCUGCAGCAGGAGUGGAGGUGUGUUCAGGCCUGUGCCCCUGGAUACUACUCUGGAGAGCCCUCUACUGGCAGGAACAGGAUGUGCCACAGGUGUGAGGAGAACUGUGUGAGCUGCAGUGGUCCUGGGACGGCUUGUCUCAGGUGUAAAGAUGGAUUCAGUCUGGUGAGCCGCACCUGCGUCAUCAACUCCUCCUGUAACAACGCCGACGAGAUCUUCUGUGAGAUGGUCAAGUCCAACCGUUUGUGCGAGAAGAAACUUUACCGUCAGUUCUGCUGCAAAACCUGCCUCAUGAACGGAUAGGUCAAAGGUCACACGCAGCUCGUCACCGUUAUCUGACCACGAACACGCGCC